AUGCGUGGCCAAGUGCCGGUCGAGGCAGCCAUAGGUGAUUCUUUCCCUGCCACUGCUCUUUCCCUGCUUCCACGCAAAGGAGCCAACGAGGUGGGCAGCCAGGCAGACGGGCGAAGGGAAGGCAAGGUCACGGAAUGCAUGUUUGGGUGUAGAUGGGUCACGGCAGCUGUAGCGGAAGAGGCGGAGGUGGACGAGGGAGAGGAGCAGGAAGACGACGAGAAGAGCAAGGGAAUUGUAGAGGAGGAGGAGGAGGAGGAGGAAGAGAGAGAAAAGGGAUCUGUAGUGAGAGGAUUUGGGAAAAAGAUGAAGGAGGAGUGGAGAGGCGCUGUCCAGAGAUCUUUUCCUGUGUCUGGGCAAGGGGUCUCCCCGCGGGGCCAUACUCAGUCACGGGAGCACACAACCCACUGGUGGCGCAGACAUUCUGCCCUCAGGAUGGAGCGCAGUGAGACGGUGUGUAGCUACUGUGGUGUGAGCUACCUCAUUUUUCACGAGUUCCAUCAGCUCCAAACCCGCCUGGCUGAUUUGGAGGCUGAGCUCCAAGAACUGGCAGAGACCUCCCAGAGAGAGAAGGCCCAGCGAGAAGCCCUGGAGAUGGGCAGGCUGGAGUGGGAGAGGACCCUUCACCAGGAUGUGCAGAGAAAGGCAGAAGAGAAAGAGAAACACAUGAAAGAAGAGCAAUUAGAGGCAGAAAGAGUUCUGAGAAAGGGGUUUGAACAAACGAUUGAGAGGAGGAGGAAAGAGAUGGAAGAGGAGUAUCAGAAAAUCAGUGAAGAAAAAGCAAAACAACUCAGACAAGAGCUUGGAGACUUGGAGGCAGAGAGACUGAGGAGGCAGCAAGAAGAGCUGGAGAGGAGGAUCGGAGAGAGAGAGAAAGUUCUGAUUGACGCACUUCAAAAGGCCAAUAAAAACUCAGAUGAGCUGAGAAAAUACCUCCAACAGCUGGAAGAGAGACUGGCAAUAGCGGCUUCCACGAAAGAAGAGGCAGAGCGGUUACUCAGAAAAGAGAAGCGGCAAGGUGAAAUUGUCAGAUGUGUGUGUGUGCAGCAACAGCAGGCCCUGCGAACGACUCUCUCUGUGCUCCGCUCGUCUGGCAGUGAGCUCACACAUGUACGGGGUUUCCUCGGCCAGCUGAUGGGGGCCUGGCAGGCCUUCAGAUCUCAGAUACUGCAGCACAGCACACAGGUGUUCUCAGUGCUGAGAGACGAGCUGAAGCAUUCCAGUGUGAAGUUUCAGAAAAUGAGAGAAGUGAAGGAGCAUCUAACUCAGCAGCUGAUAGAGGAGAGGAGACAGAAAGACGAACAGCUGCGCCAAUAUGAAGACUCUGAGAGGGAGCAUAGAGAAAACAUACUCAGGUUAAAAGGGGAUUUGGAGGAGAAACACGAGAGGUGGUUGUCAUGCCAACAAAGGUGUGAUACCUUGCAGGAGCAGCUGUUGUCAUGGCAACACAGAGAGGAACAAAUGAACCGGAAGUCCUGCGCAGCUGAUGGGGAAGUGACAAGACUUGGGGAAGAUUUGGAGAGGGUCCGGCAGGAAACCAGAGAGCUGAGGAGAGAAAGGAAGAUAUUGAUAGAGUCUCAUGGUAGAGCUUUGACCAAGAUGGAGGCAGACUACAGACAACGACUGGCCUCAAAGUUGGCUGCUGCCCUGGAGAAGGAGCGAACCCAGAAUGCAUUGCACCUGAGGGAGAAGAUGGAGGAGCUUCGCAGGGAGGUGGAGCUAGAGCUGACGAUUGACAGGGAGAAGAGCCAGUUGUUGCUUCUGCAGUACCAGCGAGACAGCACACAACUUCAGCAGAAGCUUGAGGAGAGAGAGCGGCAGGUACGAGCACUCCAAGAGGAGCAGCAGGAGGACUGGAGGUGCAGGGAGGAAGAGAGGAGGACACUAGAGGAGUGGAGAAGGAGGGAGGAGGAGAUACAGCAGAACCUGCAGCGCUCUGUGCAGCAGGAGGCGCUACACCUGAGCCAAGCUAAAGCCGAACUACAGCUGAUGACUGAGAGGAAUGCUGAAUUACAAGAAGAGGCAGCGUUACUCCAAGACACAGUAAGAAGGGAGUGUGAGGAGAGGGAGGAGCUAACUGCAGUUCUGUGUCAAGCUCAGCAGGAGCUCCUAAGGCUGCGAUCCCCAGUGUCUCAUCAAGGCUCCUCCAAAUCUCCUGCAUACCCCCCAGAGAGACACACACUUCCGGGGAACAACCAUUUCCAUCUGCAUAGUCAGGCCCGGAUACCCCUCACUCGCUCCUCAGCCUCCCCGAGAACACUCUGGCCUUCCUCUGCCUGCACAGAUAAAGACAGAGGCCGGGGCACAGAUGGAGGAGGAGCAGGGAGGAGUUUGGACUCCUUGAACGGCAAUGGGGUGUUAGGAGGAGAGAAAAGGCGAGAGGGGACGCUGCCCAGACUGAAAGCGAGCAGCACAGUGAGUGAAGUCAAACGAAAGGUCAGUUUAGUGAUGGGGAGGAAGCAAUCUGAAUGAACCUGAACAUUUGAAUAAAACACAUUUUAAUGCUGUUUUGAAAUAGUAUUUAUAUAUUAACACUAUCAUUUUAGUAGUAUUUUUAAUAUUCCCCUUAAAUAUAAUAAUACACACAUUUUACUUUGCCUCACACACCAGUUUCCUGACUUUAAAAGACACACACAUACACACAAACAAGCACACACCUUAUACACAAAACACAACUGCUGAGUCCUGUUAGUUCACCAGCAAACUCCCAGGACACACACUCUCCAACAGACAUGCACUUGUUUUCUCACAACCCGACUCAUGAAGUCUCACUGGCACGCACAGGAUUUCACAGACAAACACCCACACACACACACACACACAUAGUAGAUACACACACACACAAACACACAGCGUGUCACAAGGGCAGGGCUGAAGGAGCAUGACAGCGUGUCCCUUGCCACCCGUGGACGCAAACAAAAGGCCGGCAAACACAAAAGAAACUGUAAGGCAAGCACCCCCAGACCCACACAUACACACACACACAUAUACACAUACACACGCACACACAACAAUUACCCAGCCCUCUCCCCUCAGGCUUUGUGUGUUAUUGACAUCAUUCACUCCGUGCAAGGUCUUUCCAUCCCUCCCUCCCUCUCUCUCCCUUCCUCUCCCUCUACAUUUGGGAUGAAUUGGCAUAAUGGGAGAAAUGCGUGAAGUGUGUGUGUGUGUAUGUGUGUGUGUGUGUGUGGCACGGAACUAAUUUCCCUACUUACUGGCACACAUGGAAAGCUUUUUGGUGUGACUUCCCCCGUGCCCCGCUCUUCCAGUCCAUCUGUGAGACGCUGUGCACGUGCAUGUGGUUCACUCAGAAAGGUGGGAUGAUAAUGAUUUUGUCCUGCCAGUGUUUUUCCUCUGUUUGCGAGAACACACAUAUGGUUUAUCUGCUCGGUGCGUGUGGAGAGGACGUUCUGAAAUACUGAACAAUGAACAUCAUGUGCCAUUAAAACUUAAUUUUCUACCUCCCCUGUUUUUGUCGGAGGAUUAAAUGGAACAUUUCCUAUUGCACACAACAAACUGGUUCAUGUUUUUUCCUGAAGUUGACUAAAUGUCCAAUAAAGAAAUUAAAAUUUUUAAUGUGAU
This is a messenger RNA of Scomber scombrus (Atlantic mackerel), 3579 nucleotides long. It is a transcript of the gene lekr1, whose product is annotated as leucine, glutamate and lysine rich 1. The transcript is spliced from 14 exons. Lineage: Eukaryota; Metazoa; Chordata; Actinopteri; Scombriformes; Scombridae. Bases 1 to 2469 code for a protein of 822 amino acids. The record is from RefSeq and is a predicted model, not a curated record.